AUGGCUGAGUUCAGGGUGAGGGUAUCCACUGGGGAGGCCUUCGGGGCUGGCACGUGGGACAAAAUGUCUGUCAUCAUCGUGGGGACCGAAGGAGAGACCCUGCCACUGCCCCUGGACCAUUUCGGCAAAGAGUUCACCGCGGGUGCUGAGGAGGACUUCGAGGUGACGUGCCCCCAGGACGUGGGCCGGGUGCUGCUGCUGCGCGUGCACAAGACUCCCCCAGCGCUGCCCCGUCCCUUCUGGUCCCUGGCCUCGGACGCCUGGUUCUGCCGCUGGGUCCAGCUCACGCCGCCCUGGGGGGCCCCCCUCCGCUUCCCCUGCUACCAGUGGCUGGAGGACCAGGGGAGCCUGGUGCUGCGGGAGGGGACAGGACAACUUCCCCUCUGUGAUGCAUCUGUCUGGAAGACUUACAUCCCAGGCUGGCCUCACUGCUUCAAUGAGGAGACCAUAAAAAACCUGGACCUCAACAUCAAAUACUCUCUGGCAAAGAACAUCACCUUCUACCUGCGAGGCGUAUCAUUGUUGGCAGAUCUGAAACUCAAAGGGCUGCUGGACCGCAAGGGGCUCUGGAAGAGCCUGGAGGAGAUGAGAAGUGUGUUCAACUCCCUGAAGAACCCAGCCGUGGAGUAUGUGUUUGAGCACUGGCAGGAGGAUGCCUUCUUUGCCUACCAGUUCCUGAAUGGCCUCAACCCGGUCCUGAUCCGCCGCUGUCGCCACCUCCCAAAGAACUUCCCUGUCACUGAUGCCAUGGUGGCCCCAGUGUUGGGCCCCGGGACGAGUCUGCAGGCUGAGCUGGAGAAAGGGUCCUUGUUCCUGGUGGAUCACGGCAUCCUCUCUGGCAUCCGCACCAAUGUCAUUAAUAGGAGGCCUCAGUUCUCCGCGGCCCCAAUGACCCUGCUAUACCAGUGCCCAGGGUGUGGGCCCCUGCUGCCCCUCGCCAUCCAGCUCAGCCAGACCCCUGGGCCCGACAGCCCCAUCUUUCUGCCCAGCGACGACAAGUGGGACUGGCUGCUGGCUAAGACGUGGGUGCGCAAUGCCGAGUUCUCCAUCCACGAGGCCCUCACACACCUGUUACAGGUGCACCUGGUGACCGAGGUCUUCACCCUGGCUACGCUGCGCCAGCUGCCUCACUGCCACCCACUCUUCAAGCUGCUGAUCCCACACACACGGUACACCCUGCACAUCAACACGCUGGCCCGUGAGCUACUCAUUGCCCCCGGGAAGGUGGUGGACAGGUCCACAGGCCUUGGCAUUGAAGGUUUCUCUGAGCUGAUACAGAGGUACAUGGAACAGCUGAACUAUUCCGUCCUGUGUCUGCCUGAGGAUAUCCGGGCCCGAGGAGUUGAAGACAUCCCAGGCUACUACUACCGGGAUGAUGGGAUGCAGAUCUGGGGUGCAGUGGAAUGCUUUGUCUCCGAAAUGAUCGGCAUCUACUACCUGAGCGACGAGUCUGUCCGCGAUGACAGUGAACUCCAGGCCUGGGUGUGGGAGAUCUUCUCUGAGGGCUUCCUAGGCCGGGAGAGCUCAGGAGUACCCUCCUCCCUGGGGACACGGGAAGCCCUGAUACAGUACGUCACCAUGGUGAUAUUCACCUGCUCGGCCAAGCAUUCCGCCAUCGGUACAGGGCAGUUUGACUUCAGUGCCUGGAUGCCCAACCUGCCACCUACCAUGCAGCUGCCACCGCCCACCUCUAAAGGCCAGGCAAGCCCGGAGGGGUUCAUAGCCACCCUCCCACCAGUCAAUGCCACAUGUGAUGUCAUCAUUGCCCUCUGGGUGCUGAGCAAGGAGCCUGGAGACAGACGGCCCCUGGGCACCUACCCGGACGAGCACUUCACGGAGGCGGCCCCGUGCUGGAGCAUCGCAGCCUUCCAGAGCCGCCUGGCUCAGAUCUCGCGAGACAUCCAGGAGAGAAACCAGGACCUGGAGCUCCCCUACACUUACCUGGACCCUCCCAUCAUCGAGAACAGCGUCUCCAUCUAA
Molecule: messenger RNA, 1980 nt
Organism: Lipotes vexillifer (Yangtze River dolphin)
Lineage: Eukaryota; Metazoa; Chordata; Mammalia; Artiodactyla; Lipotidae
Gene: ALOX15B
Product: arachidonate 15-lipoxygenase type B
Exons: 14
Coding region: 1-1980 (659 amino acids)
Biological process (GO): lipid oxidation
Molecular function (GO): oxidoreductase activity, acting on single donors with incorporation of molecular oxygen, incorporation of two atoms of oxygen; protein binding; iron ion binding
Source: RefSeq, a predicted model, not a curated record